AUGCAAAUCAUCAAUUAAAAAAAUAUCAAGCAUAAUUUCACAUAUCUUAAAAAUAUGAGACUAAAGAAUCAAUUACUAGUUUUAAUUAGUUUUUAAAUUAUUUUCAUCAUGACAUUUCUAGUCUGUAGCAAUUACAUACAUACAACAUUUAUUUAACUAUUUUUUACAGAAUCAUCUCAAAAGAUUUAUCUCAAGACCUCAAAUUCAAUGCUCAGAAUUUAAUUAAAUGAAUAUAAUUCAUACUUCACUUCAUUGUUUCAUACUAGUAAAUAUAUUUAUAUAUAAUUAGAUGGAUAAACAUUGAUAUCAUUCUUCUAACUUUAUACAUAUCUUAGAAAUAAAACAGCAUCACAUCUUAAUCCUCUAAAUCCUAAGUUUAAUAUGAAUUAUGGAGGUGUUAAUGCAAAAAUACCCAAGUCAAUUUAAACAACCAAAUUAGGUAUUUACAACACUACGCUCUCUUGUCUUUGUUAUACUAAUAAGACUAAAUUUCAUUCACCUUAUACUUAAGAAGAAAUGAUUAAUAUUAAAACUUAAGAAUCUAUGCAUAGUUUUGGAAUGAUUAUUUUUUAAGGUAGAACAACAUUGUAAUCAUUUCUCUAUGGCUAUGUCAAAAGGGAUAACAUUUUAAUGACUUAUCCUUGUUUAUAAAGACAUGAUAUAGCUAAUUAUAUUCCUGAAAAUAGAUCUUGGUAUAUUGAAGCUAAAAGAAACUUUUUAGCACAUAAAUCAUAUGAUAAAUACAAUUUUUCCAUAACUUAUCCAUACAUAUGUAAUUACAAUUUAAUAUUAAUUUAGUAUUCAAAUCUACAAAUGUUGGAUUAUCUAUGGCAAUCCCAUUUGUUGAUUAAAAUCUUUCCUUUAUUGGAACUGGUGCUUUUGAUUUGAUUCCGUCCAGUUUAUUAAAUUAAGUUACUUAAUAAUUUGGGAAUGAUUUUACAUCUAUUUUUCUUGCAUCUUUAGAUGGUAUAUUAAUUAUGCAUCCAUUCAAUAUCACCUCUGAUAAAAUACCACUUUAUUUUUAUAAUCAAUCUAUAACUGGGUUUAGUUUAUAAGAUUGGAAAGGCUUGUUUGAUCCUUCAUUUAAUUCAAAUUGCCAAAAUUAAACAACAACUAUGAAUUUUAAAUGCUUAUAUAACUCAUUUUAUAAUUAAGAUAUGUUCGUUAGUUUACAAGUAUUACAUUAAUUUAAUAUGUCUGUUAUUGUGUAAAUAAUCUUAUAAUAUUUUAGGUUGAUUAGCAGUUCAGAAUUUAAUAAGUUUUCAGAUGAUUUCAAUUCUAAUUUGAACUAAAAUUUAAGUAGUACAUUUUCAAAUUCAUUAAUUGAAUAAGGUUGUCUAUUCGUAUUCCUUUGUUUUUUAAUUUACUUUAUGACUACUUAUUUAUUUUAUCCGAUAGAAUUAAUCAUAAAUGCAGCCAUGAAUUAAAUCUAAAAGAAAAAGUACUAAAACAAAAAUUUGAAUAAGAUUUUAUAAUCCUUAUUAAGUGUUUAGAUUUUAGAACUUUAUAGAUCUUGUUAACAUUUUAAUAAAUUAUUUGAGAGAUUCUCAUUUAAUAAAACAGAAUAAUGUUAAAAAAUUGAAAACCUAUAAUAUCCUUAAAAGAUAGAAGAAAUUAGAUUAUGUAGUUUGGUGGAUCAUAAAAAGUUAAGAAAAUUAGAUGUAUAAUUAAUUAUUAAUACUAGUUUAAAUUAAGAAAUAAACCAAAUGAAAAUUUAGAUUUAGUGAAAUCAUUUAUCAAACAAGUCUAUUUUUAACUUCGACUCAAAUGA
This is a messenger RNA of Paramecium primaurelia, 1771 nucleotides long. NCBI's taxonomy places the organism in Eukaryota, Ciliophora, Oligohymenophorea, Peniculida, Parameciidae. The record is from the annotation of a GenBank genome assembly.